AUGGCCCAAUAUGUUUUAAAUUGCAUCAUACCUCAUUUGAACCAGGUGCCGAAUCCUGUAGCAGUAUCUGUUAUCCUGAAGUUUUAUGCUACUGGCACUUACCAAAGAAUGCCCCGAAUGUCUACAAAGAGGGAUAGGAAGAGAAAGACGUGGAGCUCCGAUCAGAUUACAAGGGCAGUUGAAGCUGUACGCACUAAGUCUAUGGGUUUUACAAAGGCAGUUAAAAGUUUUGGUGUGCCAAGAACUACUCUAAGAAGGCUCGUCCAUAAUACUGAGUUGUCGCCAGAGCUAGUUUUACAGAAGCCCUUAGGUAGAAGGCCUGUGUUGCCACCUUACCUAGAAGAAAAAUUAGUGGAAUAUAUAUUGCACAUGGAGCAAAUAUUUUAUGGCUUAACUCGAAUGGAUGUCAGAAAAAUAGCUUACCAGUUGACAGUUCAAAACAAUAUUUCCAAUUCUUUUAAAAACGAUAUAGCAGGUCGAGCAUGGUUGGAUCAUUUUCUUAAAAGAUACAAACAUCAGUUGUCUCUCAGAAAACCUACGGGAACCUCUUAUGCACGAGUUCAAGGUUUUAAUCCAGCAGCGAUAAAUAAGUUUUUUGAUAUUUUGGAAGCCGAAAACAUAAAAUGCCAAUACCCCGCAGAUGACAUCUACAAUGUAGAUGAAACAGGCAACACUAUUGUACAAACAAAAAUACCAGCAGUAGUGGGUCGAAAGGGCAAAAGGCAGAUCGGAGCUUUAACUGCUGCAGAACGCGGUUCGUUGAUAACCAUAGUGCAAUGA
Molecule: messenger RNA, 780 nt
Organism: Acanthoscelides obtectus
Lineage: Eukaryota; Metazoa; Arthropoda; Insecta; Coleoptera; Chrysomelidae
Source: the annotation of a GenBank genome assembly